This is a messenger RNA of Sebastes umbrosus (honeycomb rockfish), 2340 nucleotides long. It is a transcript of the gene map2k4a, whose product is annotated as mitogen-activated protein kinase kinase 4a. The coding region runs from base 342 to 1664 and encodes 440 amino acids. Gene Ontology annotation, biological process: protein phosphorylation; MAPK cascade. The transcript is spliced from 13 exons. Lineage: Eukaryota; Metazoa; Chordata; Actinopteri; Perciformes; Sebastidae. The record is from RefSeq and is a predicted model, not a curated record. Gene Ontology annotation, molecular function: JUN kinase kinase activity; ATP binding.
UUAGCUUGUGGUUCGCUGUGGAGCCGCUGUGGGUGUUGACAUGUCAGUGUCACUUGGUCAGCUGAUUGCGGGUCUUAAAGCUUCUCGGCUAGUCCUGCUAGCACAGCUUAGUUAGCCUAGCCUAGCUGGCUGUUUGUGUUUUUGUUAACCCUUACUACAUUUAACGCUCUUAACGUUUAAAACCUGAGUAAUUUAACGUAUUUUAAACUAAUCUACCGUCGUGUUUUCCGCCCUGAAGUCCCCGUCAGUGAGUGAGUAGUUGCCGUGGCAGCAGGGAGUGAAGGGUGAAGCUGCUCUCUCCGUGUUUCUAUCUAUCUGCAUUGCAGCUCCGGUUGCUGCUGAUGGAAUUCAAACACACAACAAUGGCGACUCACAGCCCUAACAACUCAACAACAUCGAGCAGCCACAACAGCAGCAGCAGCAGCAGCAGCAGCAACAACGCAGGAUCUGCACCACACCUCCACCACCAGACCCAGACUCAGCACAUCACUACGAUGAGCAGCAUGCAGGAGUCCAACACCUGCUGGAGAUGUCAGAGUGAAACAGGGUUUCAGAUAAACCUGUCUGGAGCUCCCCCAAGUAAACGCAAAGCUCUGAAGCUGAACUUUGCCAACCCUCCGAUCAAACCCACGACUAGAUUCACACUGAACACGGCCGGGCCGCCCUUUCAAAACCCGCACAUAGAGAGGCUGCGAACACACAGUAUUGAGUCAUCAGGGAAGUUGAAGAUCUCCCCGGAGCAGCACUGGGACUUCACCGCCGAGGAUCUCAAGGAUCUGGGCGAGAUCGGCCGAGGGGCCUACGGCUCCGUCAACAAGAUGGUGCACAAGCCGAGUAACCAGAUCAUGGCGGUCAAGAGAAUUCGGUCAACGGUUGAUGAGAAGGAGCAGAAGCAGCUGCUGAUGGACCUGGACGUGGUCAUGAGGAGUAGUGACUGUCCUUACAUCGUGCAGUUUUAUGGUGCUCUGUUCAGAGAGGGCGACUGUUGGAUUUGUAUGGAACUUAUGGCUACCUCGUUAGACAAAUUUUACAAAUUUGUAUACUGCUCAUUAGACGACGUGAUUCCAGAGGAAAUAUUAGGGAAAAUAACAUUAGCUACUGUGAAGGCACUUAACCACUUAAAAGAAAACUUGAAAAUAAUACACAGAGACAUUAAGCCGUCAAACAUCCUCCUGGACAGGAACGGCAACAUAAAGCUGUGUGACUUUGGCAUCAGCGGUCAGCUGGUGGACUCCAUCGCCAAAACCAGAGAUGCCGGCUGCAGACCGUACAUGGCACCAGAGCGAAUAGACCCCAGCGCGUCCAGGCAAGGCUACGACGUCCGCUCAGACGUCUGGAGUUUGGGGAUCACACUGUAUGAGCUGGCCACUGGGAGGUUCCCUUACCCAAAGUGGAACAGUGUGUUUGACCAGUUGACCCAGGUGGUGAGAGGAGACCCGCCGCAGCUCAGCAACUCGGAGGAGAGGCGCUUCUCUCCCAAAUUCAUCUCCUUUGUCAACGUGUGCCUUACAAAGGACGAGUCCAAAAGGCCAAAGUACAAAGAGCUACUGAAAGAUCCGUUCAUUCAGAUGUACGAGGAGCGCUCAGUCGAUGUCGCUAGUUACGUGUGCAGGCUCAUGGAUCAGAUGCCGGCGUCUCCCAGCUCACCGAUGUAUAUGGACUGAUAGCGGGACAAGACAGGAAUACAUCCAUUAAAUAUACACCAGUCUGCAACAAUAAAUGCAUAAAGAAAAAAAAAGACAACAAAGUAAACAAAAGAAAUCCUUGUGUAAAUUUGCUUGGUCCCCUUAUUGCAGUGUUAAAAAAAAGAGAAUUGUAAAGCCUAAAAAGAAAAAAAAAACACCAUCUGCAAUAAAAGUGGUGUUCAUUUCAGUCAUGUCUGUAUAAUAUAUCAACACUUCUGUUUCUCUCUUGUUCACAAAACACACACACACACAGACGCACGACGUCAUGUAAGUAUAAUAGCAGCUGAAGCAAUCAAAUCAUAUGGUCUUGACUCAUCUUAAUGAGGACACAUCUCAGUGGUUAGUUCAGUGAUUUAAGAAAAAAAAAUAAAAAUAACUUGUAUUUAUAGAACCAAAAUCAUGUGGAGUAUUUGAUUUGGAGAUUCUUCAACAUACUGGAAUCAUGCUCUUUGUGAAUUGUCCCACCUCUUCCAUGUACGUAACUGAAAGCAUUGUGUUUGGUAUCUUAAUGGAACUUUGCUUCUCUGGGUAUAAAGCCGUUAAAACGUGUCGGUGGUCAGAAUCAUGUUAGACCUGCAGUCCAGUCUGAGUGGCUGCUGUCCUCACUGUGCAGUGGACUAUAUGCUGAUAUACGAAUAAAGAGGGAGAAAGGAAA